Lobosporangium transversale is the source of this 647-nucleotide messenger RNA. RefSeq lists its product as hypothetical. The record is from RefSeq and is a predicted model, not a curated record. Lineage: Eukaryota; Fungi; Mortierellomycota; Mortierellomycetes; Mortierellales; Mortierellaceae. The transcript has a single exon. Bases 211 to 564 code for a protein of 117 amino acids.
CACUGCUCAUGUAAUGUCUAAUAUCACCCUUCCUAUAAUUAUUAUCAUUAGGCUGAGGAGGUCUUAAGGCAUAAACUUCCUGCAAAGCCCACCACAUCACCAUACUCACCAUCGUCGGUUGCACAGUCCUCAUCUGUAUCACAAUUGAACUCUUCUGCAACGACAAGUGCCACGACCACAUCGUCGUAUAAUCUCACAUCAUUGAAACUGAUGGAGCUUCUUCAGCUACGGAAUCAUGAUCCUUCUGUUUGGACUGUCGAUCGUCUAUCUGAAGAAUUUGGGAUGAAGAGAGAGGAUAUUCAAGCGUUGACCAAAUAUGUCAAUACCUAUACAAUUAUUCCAGGCAAAGAUGCCAAGGGUCGCGAAUCUGGCGUUUGGUGUGAGGACCUUCGAGGCGUUCAAGUUUUAGAGAGAGCGAGCGCAAUGCAAAAGGACACCAAGAAUGGUGGUGAGUCCGCAUCAGCUGCAGCUGCAUCGACGUCAGCAUCAUCUUCAUCAUCACCAUCAUCAACGACAACAACAAUAUCAACUGCGAUGACUAGGAACAGAGAGCAAGCACUAUAGAAAAACAGCCUACUGAUGAUCUCUUCAAAGUCAUGCGGACCCCUUUUGUAAUAAAUAAUAAUGUUUGAAGGCAGAGACGAAAG